GGCUGGGAAAUGCCGGCUCUCAACGCCAUGCCUGUCAGAUGAGAAGAGAGCUGCAGAUGUUUGAGUCGGAGGUGGAUGAGAAAAGGGAGAUGCCCUUGGAGGAAGGGAAGGGGCCAGGUGCCGACGACCCCCCACCCAGCAAGGACCCCUCUCCUGGCCAGGAGCCUCUUCCGGGACAAGACCUUCCACUCAAUAAGGACUCCUCUUCUGGCCAGGAACCAUCUCCUGGCCAAGAAUCCCUCUCGAGCAAAGACUCAGCUUUCUGCAAGGAACCCCCACCAUGCCAGGAACCCCCACCACGCCAGGAACCCUCACCAACCAAGGACUCCCCACCAUGCCAGGAACCCCCUGCCGCCCAAGCCCUCCCUCCCUGCCAAGACCUUCCUGCUGAGCAAGAACCCUCUCCCAGCCAAGACCCUCUACUCAGCCAAGACCUCCCUGCCAUCCAGGACCCUCCUGCUCAGGACCUUCCGCCAUGUCAGGACCUACCCCCCAGCCAGGCCCCGCUACCAGCUGAGGCCCUCGCUGAGACCACGGGCUCUGGGGGCCCUCCGGCAGCCACCGGGGGCCCGCCUGUGGCCUCCAGGCCGGCCUUUGUGAUUCCUGAGGUCCGGCUGGAUAGUGCCUACACCCAGAAGGCAGGGGCGGAGGGGGGCAGCUCCGGGGAUGAGGAGGACGCAGAAGAGGCUGAGGAGGGGGACGAGGGGGAGGAAGAUGAGGAUGAGGACACCAGCGAUGACAACUACGGGGAGCGCAGCGAGGCCAAGCGCAGCAGCAUGAUAGAGACGGGCCAGGGUGCCGAGGGCGGCCUCUCGCUGCGGGUGCAGAACUCGCUGCGGCGCCGGACGCACAGUGAGGGCAGCCUGCUGCAGGAGCCCCGCGGGCCCUGCUUCUCCUCCGACACCACCUUGAACUGCUCCGACGGGGAGGGCACUACCUCUUCCUGGGCCAUACCUUCGCCCCGCACCCUCAAGAAGGAACUGGGCCGCAACGGGGGCUCCAUGCACCACCUUUCCCUCUUUUUCACGGGACACAGGAAGAUGAGUGGGCCCGACACGGUUGGGGACAAUGACGAAGGCGCCCGGAAGAGAAAGAGCAAAAACCUAGCCAAGGACAUGAAGAACAAGCUGGGCAUCUUCAGGCGGCGGAACGAGUCCCCCGGGGCCCAGCCAACAGGCAAGGCAGACAAAGUGAUGAAGUCAUUCAAGCCCACCUCGGAGGAAGCCCUCAAGUGGGGCGAGUCCUUGGAGAAGCUGCUGCUUCAUAAAUACGGGUUAGCAGUGUUCCAGGCCUUUCUGCGCACCGAGUUUAGUGAGGAGAACCUGGAAUUCUGGCUGGCAUGCGAGGACUUUAAGAAGGUCAAGUCACAGUCCAAGAUGGCAGCCAAGGCCAAGAAGAUCUUUGCCGAGUACAUCGCAAUCCAGGCGUGCAAGGAGGUAAACCUGGACUCGUACACACGGGAGCACACCAAGGACAACCUGCAGAGCGUCACGCGGGGCUGCUUCGAUCUGGCGCAGAAGCGCAUCUUCGGGCUCAUGGAAAAGGACUCGUACCCACGCUUCCUCCGCUCUGACCUCUACCUGGACCUCGUUAACCAAAAGAAGAUGAGUCCCCCACUUUAGGGGCCGCCAGGGUAGAGCUCAGCAUUCACACUAGGAGGGCUGGGCUUCCUCCUACGCCUCCCUCUCCCCUGCGACGGAGGGGGCAACCAAGCCCCCAGAGGCCACGUCUCCGGACGGACAGAUGGACAUUUGGAUGAGAGGCUGGGACCAAGAGAGGCCCAGGCCACUGGAGGAGAGAAGGACCGGCCCCACUGGGUCCCCACUGCCGCGGUACGAGGGGGCUCCAGGGCCCCGGCAGGUCAGGGGCCCUGGCUGAACCAGAUCCGGAGCUGCUGCUCCCUGCUGCGGAGACCUCACGUUGACCAAGUUCCUUAAAGAACUGGCUGGUGGGGCAGGGGCAUGGCCCGGGCUCCAGGGCUCUCCAGGGGCCACUGGGGCUCGCGCAGAGCCCCCGCCUUGAGUUUUAUUUAUUUAAACAGUAGUAGGAUGCUUGACACGUCUUCCUGUAAUAGGAAACCGUUGCCUCAUCAGUUUUCCUAGUUUACAAGUGCAAUAUUUUAACCAACGCCUUGUGAAAAGCCACCUUGCAGAGAAGGUGGGCAUCAUUUUCCAGGUUCAGGGGAUGUGCUGGCCCCAGGCACCGGUGGCAGGCAGCUGGGCCUUCUGGACUGAUGAGGCCUGGAGGAGCGGGCGAUGCCGUCUGCCCUCGCCCAGAAAUCCAGCGCCCUCGAGGAAGGAGGUCCCUUGAGGGGCUCUGGGGAAGCAUGACCCCCUCAGACCACACAGCAGCCAAGUUCUGGAGCAAAUAAAAGGCCUGUGUUA
Eptesicus fuscus (big brown bat) is the source of this 2384-nucleotide messenger RNA. Its product is annotated as regulator of G-protein signaling 3-like. NCBI's taxonomy places the organism in Eukaryota, Metazoa, Chordata, Mammalia, Chiroptera, Vespertilionidae. Gene Ontology annotation, biological process: signal transduction. Gene Ontology annotation, cellular component: plasma membrane; nucleus. The transcript is spliced from 7 exons. The record is from RefSeq and is a predicted model, not a curated record. Bases 39 to 1622 code for a protein of 527 amino acids.